This is a messenger RNA of Cynoglossus semilaevis (tongue sole), 529 nucleotides long. RefSeq names its product fibrillin-2-like. Gene Ontology annotation, molecular function: calcium ion binding. The record is from RefSeq and is a predicted model, not a curated record. Lineage: Eukaryota; Metazoa; Chordata; Actinopteri; Pleuronectiformes; Cynoglossidae. The annotation marks the transcript as partial. The transcript has 3 exons.
ACCCGUAGCGAGCAGUGCUUCAUGAAGUGGCAUGAAGACGAGUGUGGAGAGCCGCUGCCCGGCAGAUAUCGUCUGGACAUGUGCUGCUGUUCAGUGGGUGCCGCCUGGGGCGUGGACUGCGAGGAGUGUCCCAAACCCGACACGCCCGAGUACAAAUCCAUCUGCCCCAGAGGACCGGGCUUUGCCAACAGAGGAGACAUUCUGACCGGCAGACCCUUCUACAAAGAUGUGAAUGAGUGUAAGGUCUUCAACCGUCUGUGUACGUACGGAACCUGCCGCAACACCAUCGGCAGCUUCAAGUGUCGCUGCAACAACGGCUUCGCUCUCACGGCCGAGGAAAGGAACUGCACAGACAUCGACGAGUGCCGCAUCUCCCCCGACCUGUGCGGCCACGGCACCUGCGUCAACACCCCGGGCAGCUUCGAGUGCGAGUGCUUCGAGGGCUACGAGAGCGGCUUCAUGAUGAUGAAGAACUGCAUGGGUGAGGAGGAACUUCUCCUUCUUUUGUCCAUCUUCUCUUUUGACUUUU